AUGACGGCAGUAGCAAUGCAACAGCCCGCUAUGGGCCCGCGUCCUGUUGUCUCAAUUGCACCAGCCCGUCCUCGCACCAUACACAAGUCUCCACCAGGCAAGGAGACUUUGAGCAAGCCUACCUCGAACAACGGCUCUGUAUCUAACAUCCGCUCACGGAGGGAACGCCCUUGUGACGCGUGCAGAAGGAGGAAAAGCCGCUGUGUGAUACACGAGGGUGCUGCGCUGUGCGUCUUGUGCGAGUUUCACAAGCAAGAGUGUACGUUUGUACAAAGCCCACUGCCACGCAAGAGGAAAGUUGUCGACGGCGAGAAGAAGGACUCGCCCAACAACACCAAGAAGAGAUCUGUCGACUCUGACCCCCCGCCGCUAGCACUCUCAACGCCCACCAUCACAGCAACUGCGCCGAGUCCCCCACCCCCAGCACCUCCCCCUCAACUAUCGCAACUAGCGACCCUCCACUUGCCUCAACUUGGAGAGACGCUGGGCCUGCAACGCCGCCAACAUAGCAGGUAUAUCGGUCUGAGUUCCCCCUUCGACUCGCUGCUCAUUGGUCUCUCCCAAUUCGAUACCCGUAACGAGUCUACAUUCGACCUUGGCACACUGCGAAGGGUAAACGAUCAUGAAUGUUUCAUUAUGCUGCCUGACGAGAACACACAAGACUUCGCCGGCGAGUCUGAGGCUCUGAGCCAGGUCGAGCAGCUCGUGCACCCCCAUGGUCCUGCUCUAUUAGAUCUGUACUUCCAAGUAGUACACCCGAAUUACCCCAUCAUACAGAAGCACUUGUUCGUCGAGAGGUAUCGCAAUGGCGAUCGCAGUUUUUCGCCAGCUCUCUUAGCCGGCAUGUAUAUUUUGGCGCUCAACUGGUGGACCCUCAAUCCCAAACUAGCAAACUACUCCAAGCCCGAUGCAUCCCGAUUAGAGACUAUUGCCAUGAAGGCACUGACACUGGCCAUGGAGCGACCAAAACUGUCAACUGUACAGGCAGGUUUGUUGCUGCUUCAACGUCCAGAAGCAGAUUCGUGGAGUUUGACGACACAGUUGGUAGCCAUUGGCCAAGAAUUAGGACUUCACCUAGACUGCUCAUCGUGGUCCGUACCCCUUUGGGAGCGUGGUCUGCGGAAGCGUAUCGCGUGGGCGUUGUAUAUGCAAGACAAAUGGAGUUCGCUCAUCCACGGUCGACCAUCGCACAUAUUCAACGCAAACUGGGCAGUGAAGCCUAUUACGGAGGAAGACUUCGUCGAAGAGGGAGACGGAUAUGACACACGACAAGAAGAGACUGAAGACGAGCAAACAGACAAUCACCGAGGCCGGAUACUCUUCGCUCAGAUGAUUGGGUUAACUCAGAUCAUGGCAGAAGUCAUGGACACUUUCUACACCCAGACGGCUAUCCAAGAUUUCGCCAAUGCUGGGAAAAAGUCGACCGACAUGAUUCUUGCACGUGCUAAGCCUGUACAAAUCAAGCUUCGUCAGUGGCACGAAAAACUGCCAGCGGAGGUCAAGAUGACCGUGCCCGAGAAAGGGAAGCUCACGUCAACGGGAUAUCUGCACCUUGCAUACUUCGCAACGGAGAUUACACUCCAUCGCCGCAUUGUACAGUCGCUUGACUCCACGGUCCGGGACUCGUAUGGCCUCUUCAUGUGCCGCAACGCAGCAAAGACUCGCUUGAUUUCUGCGAUGGACUUUGUCAAUCGACUCAAGCCAGAACACUUGCAGUCCUUCUGGUUUUUCGCAUCAAAGGUCAACUUCACUCUGAUCGGUACCUUUGGGUCGUUGUUGUGGGCGACAGCACCCGCCAAGGAAGAAGCCGAGUUCUACAAGCUACGACUAUCGGAGUAUCGCUGGACCCUCUCCGUUUCUUCGAAGCGCGCUGAUUUCCUUGAUUACGCCGUCUCCAUGUUGGAUGCAAGCCGUGCCAUGCUAAACAACUUGGCGGAAAAGCCUACUCUCGCAGAGCAGCAAGUCAGCAACGCCGGCGUGCCACCAGCGGCGCCUCCGAGACAGUACUCGUCCUUUUCGAACAUGGGGCCGCCACAAAACCCCAAUGGGGCAGGAAGAUACGAACACGAAGACAUCGACAUGGAAGACGACAAUGACCUCAGGCGGAUGUCGUCGGGCGAAAGCUUCGAAGGUUUCAACGACGAGUCGCAGUAUGGUGGUAGUCGGCCGCCAACGGCUGGCAACUCGCCUCGCUCACAGUGA
Messenger RNA from Pyrenophora tritici-repentis Pt-1C-BFP, 2202 nucleotides. RefSeq names its product nitrogen regulatory protein OTam. The record is from RefSeq and is a predicted model, not a curated record. Gene Ontology annotation, biological process: DNA-templated transcription. NCBI's taxonomy places the organism in Eukaryota, Fungi, Ascomycota, Dothideomycetes, Pleosporales, Pleosporaceae. Gene Ontology annotation, cellular component: nucleus. Gene Ontology annotation, molecular function: zinc ion binding; DNA binding; DNA-binding transcription factor activity, RNA polymerase II-specific.